Messenger RNA from Eruca vesicaria subsp. sativa (arugula), 1179 nucleotides. The record is from the annotation of a GenBank genome assembly. Lineage: Eukaryota; Viridiplantae; Streptophyta; Magnoliopsida; Brassicales; Brassicaceae.
AUGUUCACUUGCAUAGCUUGUACGAAAGCAGACGGAGGUGAGGAAGUCGGAGCGCGUGGAAACACCACUCCCAAUACUAAAGAAGCCGUCAAAAGCCUAACCACACAGAUUAAAGAUAUGGCUAUCAAAUUCUCUGGUGCUUAUAAACAAUGUAAGCCAUGCACUGGUUCCUCUACCAGUCCUAUGAAGAAAGUACAUAGACCGUUCCCAGAUUAUGACAAUGCCUCUGAAGGUGUUCCGUACCCUUACAUGGGUGGCAGCGCCGGUUCAACUCCUGCUUGGGACUUUACAAACUCCUCUCACCAUCCAGCUGGACGGUCAGAGCCAAAAUUCACAUCAAUCUAUGGAAAUGAUCGAGAAUCUAUCUCUGCUCAGUCUUGUGAUGUGGUACUAGAUGAUGAAGGGCCAAAAGAGUGGAUGGCUCAAGUAGAACCGGGUGUCCAUAUCACAUUCUCUUCGCUUCCCACUGGAGGAAAUGAUCUGAAACGUAUCCGCUUUAGCCGGGAGAUGUUCGACAAGUGGCAGGCUCAACAGUGGUGGGGUGAGAACUAUGACAAGAUCGUCGAGCUUUACAAUGUACAGAAAUUUAAUCGCCAAGCUCUUCAAACGCCUGCUAGAUCCGAGGACCAGUCACAGAGAGAUUCAACUUACUCGAAGAUGGAAUCAGCGAGAGAAAGCAAAGACUGGACUCCAAGACACAACUUCAGACCUCCAGGAGUUAGUGUCCCGCAUCACUUCUAUGGUGGCUUUAGCAACUAUGGUCAUCAUCAUGGAGGACCUCCAAUGGAUGCAGCACGAACCACCACUUCUUCUAGAGACGAACCACCGUCAAUGAGCAACGCUAGUGAAAUGCAGGCUGAGUGGAUCGAAGAGGACGAGCCAGGCGUUUACAUUACCAUCAGACAAUUAGUAGAUGGUACUAGAGAGCUACGUCGGGUCAGAUUCAGCCGGGAACGUUUUGGGGAAGUGCACGCAAAGACAUGGUGGGAGCAGAACAGAGAGAGAAUACAAAGCCAAUACCUCUAGUAACAGAGAAAUACGAGUGUUCUUCAAGAUCUUUAAUUGAUUAACCUUCUCCACAUAACACAUCUAUAUACUUUGCCUAUCUUGUUUUCUUCGUAGUUUAAGAUCUAUAAAUAACUUACGCAUAAGUCAAUGAUUGAGCUGAUUACAUAUAGC